AUGCAGGUUGGGAAGAUCAGCCAUGACUUCACUGUGGCCCUGAAAACUUUUCCUCCUGAAGACCAUCACGUUGUGGCUGUGGCAGCUCGUAAGUUGGAGGAUGCUCAGGAAUUUGCCAAAAAGCACAGCAUCCCAAAGGUAUAUGGCAGCUAUGAGGAGCUGGCCAGAGAUCCAGAUGUAGAUGUGGUGUACAUUGGAGUUAUCCACCCCUGUCAUCUGAAGACAUGUCUUCUCUAUACAAACGCCAAGAAAAACGUCCUAUGUGAGAAGCCACUGGCCAUGAACACAAAGGAGGUGAAGGAGAUCCUGGCCUCUGGAAGUAUGGCCAUAGAAGAAUAAAAGAAUAAAAGAAAAUAACUUUUCUAAUACAGCCCAACUUUCUCCUUCACUCACUUUAAUUACAUUUGCUUUCUGAAAUGACUCCAUGUCUGUGUGCUAGGCUGUCUGGACCCGAUUCUUCCCGGCCUCAGUGGAGAUAAGACGGCUACUGGCCCAAGGGGUCCAGGCCAUGGGGGUGUGCCUGGAGACUGGUAAUGUCAAAGUGACCAGUAUGGUCUCAUGGAUAUGAUAAGUGAUACCUUCUCAUUUGAAGAUGGAGAAUAAUGAGUAACACGUAUUCAUAAUUAAAGUUUACAAGAAUAAUAUCUAAACACAGGUAGAAAAAACACAGUGGCAGAAUUUUAAACUGUGUUUGUGCCUACCUAUAUGUUUACAGACAAGAUGUUUAUUGUCUUCUUUUUUGCCACUGUGAUUCCUUCUGUAUGUGAAAUAAGAUUUUUUUGACCAAGGGAGUGUCCCCUGUACUGAUACGACUUCACCUCUUAUCUCUGUAUUUUCAUUUUGGCACUGUAAAUGUUAAGGUUUGAUAGUUCAGACACCUGAUGUUGUCCUCCUUUUAUACAGUAUACCUCUUAAAAAACACAGUGGAAUGACCUGACUCAACAUUUUCUUUUGCUGAAGACAUUCAUGUGCCACUACAAUAAUCCCUAAUGUCGCACCUUUUAAAGCAUGUGACAGAAUUCAUGUUUUAGUAUUAUAGUUUUUAUCUUUAAUAGUUUAAAUGUGAAUUGAAAUGUGUAUAUUAUAUAUUUGUAAUAUGUUUCAGGAGCGGAUGAGACUGUAAUUGUUACGCUGAAGUUCUCCAGGAACAGGAUGGCAGUGUUUACUUGUUCUUCCGGUUGGAAGCUGGUCAAUGAUGCCGUUAAUGUGGGCACAAAGGGCAUCAUCAAAGGGCGUAGUUCUGAGUUUAUUUGAGUUUGUUUUCCUGAGAGGCAGGAAGGCGAUUAGUGUCCACAGUCUGUCUUAGAGGUAGAUUACAUAAAAAAUAUAUAUAUAUAUAAAGUACUUGGUUAUUGAAAAAAAACAAA
Messenger RNA from Labrus mixtus (cuckoo wrasse), 1367 nucleotides. RefSeq names its product trans-1,2-dihydrobenzene-1,2-diol dehydrogenase-like. Gene Ontology annotation, molecular function: nucleotide binding. Lineage: Eukaryota; Metazoa; Chordata; Actinopteri; Labriformes; Labridae. Bases 1 to 339 code for a protein of 112 amino acids. The record is from RefSeq and is a predicted model, not a curated record. The transcript has 3 exons.